Molecule: messenger RNA, 1890 nt
Organism: Cetraspora pellucida
Lineage: Eukaryota; Fungi; Glomeromycota; Glomeromycetes; Diversisporales; Gigasporaceae
Source: the annotation of a GenBank genome assembly
AUGGAUAUUAGAGCAACACCAGUACCAGGAAAUAGUCACACAAAUGACUCUUCAACUAGACUCCUACAGGUACCAAACGGAACUACAUAUGAAUCCAGAACAACUACUCCAGAAGAAACAGAAAGUGUACAAUGUAAAAUAUGCUCUAGAACACUUGGACAACACGAAUUUUGGGACUGUCCAAACGCAAUAUGUAAUAAAUGCAGAGAGACAGGACAUACACACCAAAACUGCCCACACACUUCAUUAUUAAAAAAUGGAAGUUGGUAUGUUAAUUUAAAUGAAAGCAAAGAGUAUCAAUGUGAAUAUUGUCUUAUGAGAGGACAUAAACGAUACCAAUGCAAAGAAUUAUCAUUGAAUAAAGCAAAUGAACAUAAUGGUUGUGGAUGUGAUCCAAAAGAAGUAACUGCAAUGAGAAUGAACUAUUUAAUCAAUCCAAACUCUUCAACAUCAAAAUUAAAGAAGAAUCAUUGUUGCAAUUGUAAAAUACCAUUUACAAGAAAUAAUUUAAUAGGAAUACAAAGAAGAAAUAAUAGAAUUCGAUUGGAAUGUAAAGAAUGUGUAUAUGAAUAUGUAAGAUACUUUCAACAACAUGAACCUCAGAAGAAACAAGUAAUGGAAUGGCUAGAACACAAAGGAAAGUUAAUUGAAUGUUACCUUUGUAAAAAGAAAGGAACAAAAAGAGAAUUUGCAAAUUAUGGAAAUAUAUUCUUUUGUACUUGGGAAGAAAAAUAUGCCUAUCAAAUAUAUCUUGACAUAGUAGACCCUUGCCAUAACUAUACUUAUGAAAGAAGGGAAGGACAUUGGUUCAAUACCAGACGGUCAGCAGGAAAUUAUAUAACAAUCAAUAGAUCAAUGGUAAAAAGAAUCUACGACUAUAUUGCAGAAGGAGAACCUAAUCUACAACAACUAGAACUUCUAAAAGAAGAAAAAAGAGGAGAUGAAUUCUCUUAUCCAGAGACACCAAUCCUCUAUAAUGAAGAAAAUAAUGAUGUCGAAGAAGAAAUAGCUUAUAACCAAGCUGUUACUGAAAGCUUAAACAACUUGGAUAAAGGAAAUACAAAGAGACCAGAAACAUACGAUGAAUGGUGUAAAGAAACCUCUAAAGUAGGAUGUACUCUUUGUAAAGAAUGUCUUUUGCCAAUCAAUAUCAAAGAAGAAAGUAGUUAUGUAAAUGUAUCAAAUAUGAUGGAAAAAGCCAUCUAUCCAUAUUGUAUUGAUUGCUAUAACAAAGUAUAUCAUCCGACACAAUACUGUACCAAAUGCAACCAAAACCCUCUAAGAUCAGAAGAAAACCUAGCAAGAGGAAUAUGUCGAGAAUGUUAUAUCAAGGAAAAAGGAAAAGCUAAGGAAGAACCUCCAAAAGAUUACUUCUUCUAUGAACUGAUAACAACUGAACAAGAAGUAUUAAAAGAAAUGCUUUACAAUUAUCCUUUACGAUUUGAGCAUAUAGAAGAAGCACUUUCCAAAGUAGAAAUGGAAAACCAAAUACUUCGACAACAAGUAGACCAAGAACAUCUUAUAAACUUAAUAAAGUAUGAAGGUCUAAAGAAAAUGAUCCAAAGAAUAGUAGGAGUAAUCGACGAAUCAGUAGACUCCAUCAAUGAAAGCAUUAAAGCAAGUGCUAUAGUCGAAAGAGCUCGGCAAGAAUUAAAAGAAUUACAAGAAUCUAGACUUCCAACAGAACAACAAGCAUUCGAAGAAGCAAUGCGAAGAGGACAAUCACAAACAAGAAGAUCUCCAAGAAUUACAGUAACAACUAUAAUCGAAAAUGAUGAUAUGGAAGUAGAAGAAAUCUCCCAAGAAGAAUUCCAAAAAAAGAUUCCUAGCAGAACAAAUUCUGCACCACCAUUCCUGAGAAUAGAAGAUGAACUAUUCGGAAGAAAAUAA